Messenger RNA from Coregonus sp. 'balchen', 5155 nucleotides. NCBI's taxonomy places the organism in Eukaryota, Metazoa, Chordata, Actinopteri, Salmoniformes, Salmonidae. The record is from the annotation of a GenBank genome assembly.
CUUAAAAGCCGCCUGAUCACGGAGAAACGACAUCGCACCAGAAAGAUAGAAAGAAGCGAAGGUCACACUGUUGGACAGUGCAAUAGCGUUUCCUUCCCGACUUUCUAAAGGGGGAUUUUUUUAGUUUUUUCCUCCUACUCAACGGCCCGGGGCUCAGGACCUGCGGUCUUCCGUUAUUCUUUGGUCUUGGUUAACGGUCAUUGUAGCUCUGCUGACACAGACACAUACCUACAGCCCGCUCCGUCAAUUUCACUCUCUAUACGGGCACUUUUUUCCGCAUUUUAAAGGAAGGUAAACAACGGAAACACAGCGGGAGAAAAUGCCUUUAUCAAUUAACGGCGUUCUCUGCACUCUGACGUUGCUGAUUCUGUGGCAGGCAGAGGAACUCGUUGAAGCGUGCAGCUGUGCCCCUGUCCACCCGCAACAGGCGUUCUGUAACACGGACGUAGGUGAGUAUAGAUAGACCGGCAACAGGCUACGCCCUCACGUGCACCUUCUGAUUGUUGUUGUUUCUCUACUACAGCCUCUGUCAAGAGGUCUGGUCCUUUAUGGCAGGUGGUAGUGUGCUUGCCAGCUCUGUCUGUUAUCCCAUAGUCGCUACACUGGUGGCAGCAGUGGGAUAGUUGGUCACUAAUGCAGUCUCUCAGGCUUUGGCCUAUAGAUAUGCUGGAAGUGUGUCAGUUUGUGCGUUCACAUUGUAGUUUGUGCGUUCACAUUGUAGUUUGUGCCAUUUGGGAAACAACCAAAAUGUAUUAUUUUGCACACUGGCUGUUUCCUGUUGAAUGAUGAUACAACAGGAAAUGUAUAAUGGUGGUGAUUGGCUCACGUGAUGAUUAGUAACUUUGCCUGAGAUCUGAAGGCUUGUGUCUCCACCUGACUAUGCUGCAGCCAUGUACAGUAGGACUGUGUAGGACAGGAACAGAGGUGACACACACACAGUUCCCUAUGAGUUUACGGUGCUUUAGCGUCUGCUGUGGGGCUAGGAGUGCCGCCUGGCUUGUGGACGUGGCACAGCGAAGAGAAUGAAGGAGAGGAAGACAUAAAGAGAGAGAGAGCAGGGGAGACUAAGAUGGAAUAAGCAGGGUAGUAUAAAUUAUGCUCGAAUCUCUCUCUCCCUCUUCCCCCCCUUCCUGAGGGGUGUAGCUGUGAGGAAUGACAGGAAUGUUUCUGGGGUUUUCCUGCUCUGCACAGACCUAAUGCAGCAGGAUAGCGACACACCUCACUGGGUGAACACGCAAGACUGCACAGACGUACACAGCACUGCGAUGUAUAGCCUUCUCUCACAGACACGCGAAUGCGUCCAUCUGGCAGCGUAUGACAUCUGGCUGUCAGUUCUGGGUACUCAAAAGGAAAAUGCUAUAAAAGUCAAGGACCUCUCACAAAUAUGCAUGAUAUCCAUGAGAAUGGGGUACAUACACACACACACACAGUUGACUUACAGGGUGGGAUCUUCUGACUUUGUCAACAGUGUUCAGAACUCAUCCGAGUCCUGGUCAUUCUGACUAGUGACUAUGCAUACAUACACAAGUACCUCUUGGUGUAGCAGUCCCACUAAGCUCAUCAACAUAAGUUAGACUUUUCAGAGAGGGGCCAAGAAUAUGCUUAAGCUAAGCUCCCAUCCAUACUCUGUGGAAAUAAGAUGAGAAGAUGACUGUGUGGGUGUAUGGAUCUACAAAGACAGUAGACAGCACGGUCUGUAUCCUCUGUAGCCCAGAGACACUAACAGCUACGUGAUCAACAUUUACCCUAGUGUGUAACGACUGCCCUCUCUCAUUGAAACCAUGGAAGUUCAAGGCCGACCGCGGUACUGCAGGCAUUGUUUGCAGAAGACCGGAUCCCCCCAUUAUAGUGAAGGGGGGGAAAAGGCCAAUCUUCAUGUAAAUAAAUACACAUUUAGAAGACUGUGAUGCUACCAAUAAUUACUUAUAUUACACUAGAUGUAUGUCCUUGGUAUUUUAAAAUACCACACAGAAGAAGUUAUAAGGAUAAUUAAUAGUAGCUAAUGGAAGCCUGCAGUACCCUGGUCGGCCUUCAACUUGAAAUAUAGGCAAUGAGAGGAGGCAGCACUGAGCUAGCCUGCACUGUCUCUUCCUGGAGUAGCUCAAACUGCGCAUGUUAUGUCUACAAAAACAUCCCACAUGAGUCGUCAUCUUAACUGACUUCCUGGGCUUCAAAUGCGCUAUUGAGUCUUCACAUAGGAAUGAAUGGUGUCACUUGAUCGAUGGCUUUGUCCAUUCAUUUAUACAGUCAUUGGUCUACUCCCAUAGACCACACACACACACACACCCCUUCUUCCACGUAUAGCUUGUAGCCAUUUAAGACGUGGGACUUCCCAGCCUGCUCCAGGCCAGCCAGAGUGUCCCGAGGCUUGGAAGAGUGAGGCCAGGUCACCCCCUAGAACCACCACACUGAUGGCGAGUGGUUGAGUGUGGUGGUUAACGGAGGGUAUAAGUCAUUCUGCAUAGCUAUGGUUGGGUUGAGGUGUGUGUGUUAACCUCGCUCUGUCCCUCUAAGAGUUUCUGCUCUCCUCUCAACAUGGGCGAUCAUAUGACCUAGUCAAGAAGUAGCAGGGGGGAAAUGGUGCCUAUUUAGAGAAAAAACAUAAUUCCUGCAAAUUCAGGAAAAGCCAUUAAACAGGCAGCAGUCUCAAAUCACGGAAUCACUGUUUCCCUGAGCUGAGCGUUCUGUCUACCCUGUUCUAUUCCCAGAGUCCUUAGUGCUCAUUAGCCUCUGGGUCAGGAAACGAGAGAAGGGAAAAACUCCACGGAAUGCAGGAGACCGAUCCAGCCAGGUAUACCGCUGGCGCUCGGUGUGUGUGUUUGCAUCAGCCACAGUGAGCUCCCUCUGUAUGAACUUGGGAAGUGGUUACAUGUGCAGAAAAGCAUGCGACCUGGACCAGGGAGGGGGAGAGAUGAGGGAGGGAGUCAGACGUUAACUCAGCAGUAAACCCCUCCGUGUCUGCGUCUGUUCCAAGCCAUAAAGGGAACCCGAGGGGACAGAGCAAUGGUAGUAACCCCUGUGGAGUGUGUACGUGUUUUUUUUCUUUUUUUUCUCUGGUGAUUUGAUGUUCUUGCGUAUUGCUCAUAUUUUCCAUUCUCUCCCCAUAGCUAAAGCACAGACACACACAGGAACUACAGUUUAUACUAGAUCUAUACUUUCUUCAGUGUCUCUACAUUUAGUCUGUCUCUCUCACUCCCUAUCUCUGUCCCGGUGUGUCUCUCUCUGUCCCGGUGUGUCUCUGUCUCUCUCACUCCCUAUCUCUGUCCCGGUGUGUCUCUCUCUGUCUCUCUCUCCCUAUCUCUGUCCCGGUGUGUCUCUCUCUGUCCCUGUCUCUCUCUGUCCCGGUGUGUCUCUCUCUGUCCCGGUGUGUCUCUCUCUGUCCCGGUGUGUCUCUCUCUGUCCCGGUGUGUCUCUCUCAAUAAUGUGCCUAAAUCACUCCCUUGUUUCUGUCAGUGAGGGCACACAUCUCUCCCUGUCCAUAUGUGCUAUCAAAUCGUGAUCGUAGCCAUGAAAAUCUGGAAUGUUACUGGCAGCUAGUUCACAUCCUGAAAGUCAAAACAACAAAGGCUGUUUUGACUCUGUGUUGUUUGGGUUUAUUACUGUGAUGUAGGAAUGUCAGGCUGCAGUAGAGGCUGUUUAGGCUGCCUGGGCUCCAUCUGCAGGUGGUUAACUAGAUGUACUGGGUCUGUGGUGGGAGAAGGAAUUCAAACAGAAGCUUUGUUUUGGGGAUGUGUGUGUUGAUGUCCGCUGACCCUGUCUCCCUGCAGUGAUCCGAGCGAAGGUGGUGGGGGAGAAGGAGGUGGAUACUGGGAAUGAUAUCUAUGGGAACCCCAUCACCAGCAUACAGUAUGAUGUCAAACAGAUCAAGGUGAGAAUAUAUCCAUGACCUCAAACCCUUCACCUGUGGUUGUGUUAGAUAUGAGACCUGUGUUUAUCUAACCCCUGACCUGUUGUUGAGUUGUAGAUGUUUAAGGGUCCUGACCAGGACAUUGAGGCGAUCUUCACUGCUCCGGUCUCUGCUGUGUGUGGCGUUACCUUGGAUACCAGUGGCAAGAAGGAGUACCUGAUCUCAGGUGAGGCUAGACGUCUGUCUGACCCUACCACACACUGAUGGCAUGACGUAGUUCAUCUCCCUCCGCUGUGUGCUAGAAGUAGCCUGAUCCCAGAGCUGUUUGUGCUGCCGUGCCUCCUCUUACGGUUAGUAGUGUUACAAGGAGUUGACAAGACGGCACAAACAGAUCUGGGAUCAGGCUGUGCUAGAAGGGGCUGAGUGAGCACAACUGGAGCAGACAGGAUAGACGUAAAGAGAGACACAGAGGGGCAUUAGAUCAUGCAUGCUCUGGUUUCCCUACUCUCUCUCACAAACACACACACACAGCCUAAUUACAGGGAACACCAGACCAGGAACUUCUGAGGCUAGCGUUUCCUCCGGACCUCGGCAUGGUGAAAACCAUUUACCAAUCUAAAGAAGGGGGAGAAGAGUAAAAUAAACGUUUCUGUCUGAUAGGUCUCACUCCCUGGUUAGUGUUUUAGAACCACAUUUCUGUUGCUGUUUUUAAAGAACCCCUCCUCCCCUCUCUCCUUCUCUCUUCCCCGCCAUAUCUUCUCUCUCUUCCCCCCCCCCCCCCCCGCCAUAUCUUCCCUCUCUUCCCCCCCCCCCCCCCCGCAGGCAAAAUGGAGGCAGGUGGGAAGAUGCAUGUGACCCUGUGUGACUAUAUCACUCCCUGGGAGUCCAUGAGCCCCACUCAGAAGAAGAGUCUGACUCAGCGCUAUCAGAUGGGCUGUGACUGCAAGGUAGGUUGGGAGGUGGUGGGGCGCAGGGCAGGAUGGUGAUGUGGUAGGGGAACCUCUCCUGUGAAAGGUCUUAACCUGUGUCUGUCUAUGUGUGUAGAUUGUGCGCUGCGCCUCCCUGCCCUGUGCCAUCUCUGCUCCAGAGGAGUGUCUGUGGACAGACUUGAUGAUGGAGAAGCAGGUGUACGGUCGCCAAGCCAACCACUACGCCUGCGUCAAGAGGACCGACGGCUCCUGUUCCUGGUACCGCGGUAUGGCUCCGCCCAAGAAGGAGUUCCUGGACAUCGAGGAACCCUAAUCACUUCCUGCCACCACUCCAUUCCAGCUGCCCACUGCACAGCCUGAUAAAAAAAAAAAAAAAAUA